Molecule: messenger RNA, 1272 nt
Organism: Penicillium longicatenatum
Lineage: Eukaryota; Fungi; Ascomycota; Eurotiomycetes; Eurotiales; Aspergillaceae
Product: acyl-CoA desaturase
Exons: 2
Coding region: 1-1272 (423 amino acids)
Biological process (GO): unsaturated fatty acid biosynthetic process
Cellular component (GO): endoplasmic reticulum membrane
Molecular function (GO): iron ion binding; heme binding; stearoyl-CoA 9-desaturase activity
Source: RefSeq, a predicted model, not a curated record
AUGGAACGCUACAAUGUAGAAGCUGCCAAACAGCAGACUCCUAAGCAAUGGGGUCGGUCAUUCAUGAAAACUCAUCAAUCUACCACCAGAGCCUCAGACACCACCAAGCCCCGCUCAUUGAACUGGCCAAUUGUUUUUUUUCUCAUUGGCAUUCCCAUAGGGUCCAUUUUAUCUCUUUUGUGGGUUCCUAUAUACAAAGAGACUAUUCUGAUGGUGCCGGCCUGGAUGGUCCUUCGAACCCUCGCUAUUACAGGUUAUCAUCGACUAUGGUCUCACAGAGCCUAUACGGCCAGUUCACCCCUGAGGCUAGUUCUAGCCAUCAUAGGUGCCGGUGCAGGACAAGGCAGCAUUGUAUUCUGGUGUCGCGGUCACCGUGCUCACCACCGCUACGUGGAUACCGAUGACGAUCCUUACAGCAUCAAGAAAGGCUUUUUCUACGCCCACAUAGGCUGGAUGCUAUAUGAGAACGAGGGUAUUCCUUACGGUGUCCCAAUCAAUCGUCAGAUAGACAUCAGUGACCUCAAAGCGGACCCGAUCGUUCGAUGGCAGCACCGUAACUAUGUCCUUUUAUUCCUCCUUGUGGGCUAUCUUGCUCCUUCGCUUGUCUGUGGUCUACACCAUGGGGACUAUCUAGGUGGAUUUCUCUACACAGGCUGCCUUGCAGUAGCUCUAGCGCAACAAGGCACUUUCUGCGUGAAUUCCGUUGCGCAUUGGGUUGGAGAUCAGCCAUAUGCAUCCGAGAAGUCUCCAAGACAGAGCCAUUUAGCUGGCCUUUUGAUGCUUGGGGAGGGCUAUCAUAAUUUCCAUCACGAGUUUCCGAUUGAUUAUCGGAAUGGGCCUCAGUGGUAUGAUAUGGACCUGACCAAGUGGAUGAUCUGGACUCUUUCUCAGCUGGGGCUGGCCUCCAAGCUAAGGCGCUUCCCACGAAAUGAGAUUGAGAAAGGCAGGAUCCAGCGGAAGUGGGAGGUGUUGAACUCGGAAGGCAAAACGGUAAAUUGGGGUGUACCGCUUGAAAAACUCCCGAUUAUGGAAUGGGAGGAGUUCCAACAACAAGCGAGAACAGGGUGUAACUUGGUUGUGAUCAAGGGGGUGGUGCACGACGUUUCGGCAUUUGUGACUGAGCACCCUGGAGGCACAGCUUUGAUUACAGGUGCGAUCGGCAAGGAUGUGACGGAGAUGUUUGAGGGUGGAGUAUAUGCUCACUCCGGUGCAGCUGUCAAUCUUCUAGAUACUAUGAGAGUGGCCACGCUCACACCGACCAGAUCCACCUAG